AUGAUGGAAAUUUGUAAUUAUUUAUCUGAAUGUGGUGGUGAUGCCAUGAAACAUCCACCUGUUAAUUUAGAAACAUUUGAAUUUAAUUUGGGAAGAGUGAGCAAUUUAAAGUGUGAAAGUGCAGAAAAAUGUGGAAAUUGUGAAACAUGUUCUUUAAAUAGCAGAAUUAGUUUUGUCAAAUCUUGGUUUCUGAGACUUGGUGACCAUUCACAAAGACGUUUUAUGUUAGGACUAUUAAGAAGAAUACAUAGUGUGGAUUUAUUGACUCAACUUGUUAAUUUAUUACAACCUUUAAUGAAUAAAGACUAUACAUACGCACGGACAAGAACCCAUCCAGGACUUGAUACAGACUUAGCUACCUUGAGUUCAGAUCAUGCAUUAACAUCUACAGCAGUAGAAUACUACCUCUCUUCAACAUGGGAUUGGUUUACAGAAGCCAAUUAUUGGACCAAAGCAAAUUUUGCUAUGAAUAUAUUGCAACUUUGUGGUAGCCAUUUACUAUUUAUUUUGUCAUCACAAGCACAAACUUUAUUAGUUUCUGAAGAAAGAGCAUUAUCGGCAAAACCAGGAUCAUUUUAUACGGAAGCAGGAUCUGUUCAUAGUAGUGAAUAUUCUUAUGAUACAAUUAAUCAUCCUGAAUUAUCAUUAUUAACACAAACAUGUCCUGGCUAUAGUCAAAUCCAUAUUGAUCCUUUUACUGGUGACAGUCUAGAAUUAAAUAUAAGAGAAGAUAAUAAUGAUGAGAUUAUUAGUGACAGUAUAAGUAGUAUUGAUCCAGCCUGUAUGAUCAUUCCAACUGGAUCCAAAGCUUAUUCUGGAGUAGCUAGGUAUAAGGAUUUUAUUAGAUCGCUACCAGUUCAUCUAGCCAAGUAUAUUUUAAGUUUUUUGGAUCGAUCAAGUUUAACUAAUGCUCUAUGUGUUAGUGAUAAUUGGAGAAACUUGGCAGAAGAAGUACAUCAAGAACAUUAUGUUAAUCAACAGUUAAUUGAAGAAGUUAUGUUAAUGCAGGGAGCAGCUGCACAAUGUGCCAAUCCAGUAUUUGCUAAUGAUAUUGAUGUACCUGUACCCAAUUUACAUCCGGGAUCUAAUAGUGUCAUCUAUACUAAUAAUGAUACAGUAUUAAAAACACACUUCCGUAAUGAUGUUAAUUUUGAUACAGCUUAUAAUGGUGUAUCUACUAGAAAUGUUAUAUUAGAAGAAAGAAAUGUAUAUUGUGGAGCUUACAAUGUUAUGGUUUUAAAAGAUCAAUACUUCCUUGCAGGGGUUGAUAUCAAUAGAGUUCUACAUACUGAUGGUGGUAAUUUAAUAGCUACAGGAUCUAAAGAUAGAAAAGUCCGAUUUCUAGAUGCUGUAUCUGGUAAAGAGAAGGGACCAUUGAUAACAGGACAUGCAGGAUCUAUAAGAUGUGUAUUUAUUUGUGAAGACAAGGGAUUUGUAUUGAGUGGUAGCUAUGAUACUAGUAUUAGGUUAUGGUCUAUAGAAACUGGACAUUGUUUAAAGAUAUUUCGUGGACAUCGAGAUACUGUCAAUGCUAUUAUAGUAUUAGGUGAUGUUAUGGCCUCUUGUGGUAAAGAUGGUGCCUGUAAGAUUUGGAAUGUAACAACUGGUAAAUGUCAACAAACUUUUAGACAUCGAAGUUCUGCCUGUAGUUUAGCAUUAUCUAAAGGACUAUGUAUAACUGGGUGUGAAUCAGGAAAGAUUAGAGUGUGGAAUUUAGAAACUGGUAACUUGGUCAAGACAUUAAUAGGACAUCAUGGACCUGUAGUUGAUAUCAAGUUUGAUAGGUGGCAUAUAGUAUCUGGUAGUAGAGAUGGUUAUGUAUUAGCAUGGAGUUCAUUAGGUGAUCAUUCUAGAUGUCUCACAGCUCUACGUCAUCCCAAGGAAGUAUUAUGUAUAGAGUUUAUGUAUUUAAGAGUUAUAACAGGAUCAGCAGAUGGUAGACUAAGAAUCUGGAAUUUAAUAACAGGACAAUGUUGUCGUAUAAUGAGAGGAAAUAGCCGUAGUGAUCCUAUUUUAUCUAUUAUCACUAAUGGUGAUAGAAUUACUUUGAACACAAGUAGAAAUUUACUGGUAUUGAAUUUUGAGAAAGUGGAAUGGGAUUAUACCUUAGAAACAGAUGCUGUGCCACCAUUAGCUCAAUAUGGAUCUUAUUCUGAUGCUCCAAUAAGACCACAAUCAUAUGCUUAUGUUAGAGCUAUGAGAAUGAAGAAGGCAGGAGCUACUAAUUCUAAAAUUAUUGAUCAUGACGGGAAACUUAGUCAAAAUAAUACUUUUACUCAACCAUGGCUACAGUCUGAUUAUCCUGCACCACAAAUAUUACAUAGUGCCAAGACAUUGAGUGCAAGAAGUUUAGAAAGUGCUAGAAAAAUCCAAUCCAGUCGUUCUGGUGAAGCUACUUUUGAAAGUCGUCUGUGGACUGGUGGAACAGAGGGUAAGAAGAGUGAUGUUGGUGUUACAUGGCAUGGUAAAGAGGUUCAGAUGACAUCACCUCCACCGAGUGCCCCUCAUUCAGCACCUAUCUCUCCAGUUAAACGAACUCGCUCAAGAUCUUGCAGUAGACCUAAUACUGUUAAAUCUCAACCAUCUUCUGUUAAGAUUAUGGAUCCUCCUGUUCAACAACCAGAUGAAUUAGAAAUCAGAACUCCUAUACAUAUAGAAAGAAGAGUAUCAUGGGCCUUUGAUAAGCCAUUAUUGCCUUCGGUCAAAGAUAUUUCUCUUUCUGAAAUGAAGGCCCUGUUGAGGUCUCAAAUUAGAAUGAAGACUGAGAAUAUUAUUCCUCCAGAUUUUAUUUAUUUAACUGUCAAUUCAAUACAGAGAACUAUGAGUCAUUCAGAAACUAAUACCAAUACUACUACAAAUCUUAAAGAACAGUCCCAACCAAUUUUUAUUAAAACCAACAGACCAUCUUCAUCACCAGGUAAAAUAGAUCCUAAAACUAAAGUUCCCAUUGAAGAAUUAGGAUUAGAAUAUCUGAAGGCUUUUUCUGAAGAUGGAGAAUCCAUGUCUGAAAUCUCUGAUUUAAAAUCCAUUAGAUCAUUGAGAACCAAAGAACCAAGUAAACCAUUACCACCUCCAGAAAAAGAAGUGUAUUCAGUAAGAUGUGUAGCAACACCAAUCAAAACUAAAAAGUCUCAAUCACUUCAUCCAAAACAUAUCAAAUCAACUCUCCCGCGUGGUAGAGUUAUUCGCCCUUUAUCUGCUGCUGUUAUGCAGAAAUUACCAGUCUCUCCUGAAUUUGUUAAAACAUUAAGCCAAAGACCAAUUACUGCUCCUAUGAGGAGUAGAGCUACCUCAUUAGGUUCUAUACCACCUUCCAUAGCGCCAGCUCUUCCUGGUAUGAAUUCUGCACGACAAAGAAAACAGGAAAUGAAAUCACAGACCAGUGAAACAGCAAGCAUUGUACCAAUGUUGAUGUAUUCACAAGAUGUGAAAGAUAAAAUAGAACAGCUGAAGAAAAAGCGUCAGGGUGAAAACUGUGUAGCUUCAUCAUCAGGAUCUCCUGCCAUUGGUAAAGUUAGUCCCUUUAACGAUCCACUUCGUACCAGUGUUAAAUUUGAGUUACGUACCAACGAACAAGAACAAGAGAUCGUGAACAUAAUCAAGAAUAACUAUAAAGACAAGAAAGCAUCUGAUGAAGAAACACAAGAAAAAAGAAAAAGAGCAGCUUGGUUAGCUAAAGCUAGAAGCAGACCAUGA
This is a messenger RNA of Lottia gigantea (owl limpet), 3696 nucleotides long. RefSeq lists its product as hypothetical. Bases 1 to 3696 code for a protein of 1231 amino acids. Gene Ontology annotation, molecular function: protein binding. The record is from RefSeq and is a predicted model, not a curated record. The transcript is spliced from 10 exons. Lineage: Eukaryota; Metazoa; Mollusca; Gastropoda; Lottiidae.